Dryobates pubescens (Downy woodpecker) is the source of this 2113-nucleotide messenger RNA. It is a transcript of the gene TMEM33, whose product is annotated as transmembrane protein 33. The transcript is spliced from 8 exons. The record is from RefSeq and is a predicted model, not a curated record. Lineage: Eukaryota; Metazoa; Chordata; Aves; Piciformes; Picidae. Gene Ontology annotation, biological process: endoplasmic reticulum tubular network organization; membrane organization. Gene Ontology annotation, cellular component: endoplasmic reticulum; membrane. Bases 40 to 795 code for a protein of 251 amino acids.
GCGUGGGUCGUUGCCGGUUGUGGGCUUUGCGGUGCGGCCAUGGCGGACUCCACACAGAAUGGGCCUAUGCAAGGCGGGGCUGGCGGCGGAGCCGUCCAAUUUCUGAUGGCUAACAAGUUGGAUACAGCGAUGUGGAUUUCCCGCUUGUUCACAGUUUACUGCUCAGCUUUAUUUGUCCUGCCUCUUCUAGGGUUGCAUGAAGCAGCGAGCUUUUAUCAGCGUGCCUUGCUGGCAAAUGCUCUAACUAGUGCCCUCCGACUACACCAAAGGCUACCACACUUUCAGCUUAGCAGGGCGUUCCUGGCCCAGGCUUUGCUGGAGGACAGCUGCCACUACCUGCUGUACUCUCUUAUCUUUGUGAAUUCCUACCCAGUUACAAUGAGUAUCUUUCCAGUUCUGCUGUUCUCUUUGCUUCAUGCUGCCACAUACACAAAGAGGGUUCUUGAUGCACGAGGUUCAAACAGUCUGCCCUUCCUGAGAAAUCUUUUGGAGAAACUGAGUGCUAAUCAACAGAAUAUUCUAAAAUUCAUUGCUUGCAAUGAAAUCUUCCUGAUGCCAGCUACAGUUUUUAUGCUCUUCAGUGGCCAAGGGAGUCUGCUGCAGCCAUUCAUUUACUACAGAUUUCUUACAUUACGCUACUCCUCUCGGCGAAAUCCAUACUGUCGGACUCUCUUCACUGAGCUGAGGAUUGUUGUUGAACACUUAAUAAUGAAGCCCUCCUGCCCUGUUUUUGUAAGAAGACUAUGCCUCAGCAGCAUUUCCUUUAUAAGCAGAUUGGCACCAACUGUUGCAUAGCCAAAUUUCAGGCACUUGUGUUUUGUGAACAUUAUGAGCAGCUGGCACUUCUGCUGAUGACUAAGAAUUCCUGGUUUUACACUGAUCUUACUCCAGGCUGUAUAAAAACGUGUAUAUGCUUUUCUUGGAGAUACUAUGAAAUCUAGCAUAUCAAAAGCAAGUCAUGGAAACUUAAAAUUACUGUGCUGUAUUGCUAAUUGGUGGGGAAAAAAAUUAACUGCAUCUGAUUGAAAACUUACCCAGUCUAUUACAGAGUUUUGGUUUUGUUAGGAAUUGUCUGAGCUUGAUUAAAACUUUUAAGGAGUCUGUAUCAGUAGGUUUAUGUUAGUUGGAACUAUAGCUGCUGUAGGAUGUCUGCAGUGGAUGGCAUUUGGUACACAUGCCUAUGCAGUACACAUUGCACAGUAUUCUGCUUACUAUAUAUAUCUGUAGAACCAUUCUGUCUAAAUUGCUAUGCUCAAUGUCAUAAUAUGGCCCACUUAGAAUUUGGUCUCUCCUGUUAAAUUCAGUCAAGCUGACACAGUUAACCCUUUCCUGAAGGGCAGGCUAUUUUUAUUACUACUGCUUCAAAAGAAUUCUUCCAAGUUUCUACCUUGUAACAUCUUAUGCUAUUGGAAGUAAUCUCAAGACUGAUCAUGGAAAACUGUGCAGUUAACUUGUCAUAAUGAGAUAUUUUACCAAGCCAAAUUGCUGACCUGUAGGCUUUUCAGACAAAGAUGCUGUGUUUAAACUUUGAGCUAUCUCUUGCAGAAUCAUUGCAGGUUUGUUUUUGUGUCUACACAGAUGUGAGACUGCAGUAACUCAAGCAUGACAGCUCCUUAGGAAAUGAAUCUGUAGCUAGCUCUGUAUAAAUUGUUAUUCCAGUUUCUGAGAUGCUAAUUGUGAUGGAAAAUUUGCAUAAAGGAUUGCACCUGUUUAGGCAGCUUCUGAAACAAAUGGGUGUAGGAUUUUUUUGGGGUGUAAAGUCAUCUGAUGAUUUAUCUGAAGCCAGUGCCAUGACUACAGCAGUGAAUAUUGCAUUGAGUGCUGAUUAUGCUGAAAGGUAUGUCAUGGAAAAAGAAUAUUCAUCUGGGUGAACACAACUUCCUUCCAUAAAUUCAAGGCAAAGUAUUUGUCUGAUCUUCUGUAAUUAGUGUUGGUGUUCUAAAUGCAUAGAUUUAAAUGGGUUUCACUGGCCUCUUGUAAAACCUCUCUAGCACUGCACUUGACUGUUCUUCCUUGGUUGGAGAAAUCUUCUGUGAAACAGUUCCAAAACCAAUCUUGAAGCGAAGUAUUUUCCUGUAACUGUUGAGCUCUUUUGAUUUUGUGAUGUGGAUAU